AUGACUGGUCAGACUGCUUACCCAAACAGGAGGUUCCGCCUCACCCCCUCCAGACAAGGAGGAGGACCCCCAUCAGCGUCGUCAGCCACCGGACUCAGCCUAAUGGCGUCCACCGGCGGCGACGGAGGGAAGGGAGGACGGAGACGUUUUGUUGUGGGUAUAGCAAUUGGUGGUGGCAUCAGUCUUAUAUGUCUAGGUCUUUGUAUCAUAUUUGUUUGUCAGAAGUUAAGGAGUCUGCAAGCUAAGAGACUCAAGUCGAAGUACUUCGAACUAAAUCGGGGUUUGUUGUUACAACAAUUGGUGGACAAAGACAUUGCUGAAAGAAUGAUAUUUAGCUUAGAAGAACUAGAGAAGGCAACCGAGAAAUUUGACGAGUCCCGCAAACUUGGUGGUGGUGGCCAUGGUAUUGUGUACAAAGGAAUACUAUCAAAUAAGGAUGUGGUUGCCAUCAAGAAAUCCAAAAUUACUAUUCAAAGAGAAAUAGAAGAUUUCAUAAAUGAGGUGGCCAUCCUUUCACAAAUCAACCAUCGAAAUGUCGUGAGGUUGUUUGGGUGCUACCUUGAGACACAAGUCCCGCUAUUAGUUUAUGAGUUCAUUUCAAAUGGAACUCUUUCUGACUAUCUCCAUGUUGAAGGCCCAAGAUCCUUGUCUUGGAGGGAUCGAGUGAGGAUUGCUCUUGAAACUGCAAGUGCUUUGUCCUAUUUGCACUCUUCCGCUUUAACAUCGAUAAUCCAUAGAGAUGUUAAAUCUGCGAACAUUCUACUUGAUCAUCGUUUAACUGCUAAAGUAUCAGAUUUUGGAGCUUCUCGAGGUAUCGCUAUCGAUCAGACAGGACUGAAUACUGCCAUCCAAGGUACAUUUGGGUACCUAGACCCUGAGUACUACCAAACAAGUAGGUUGACUGAUAAAAGUGAUGUUUAUAGCUUUGGUGUCAUACUUGUGGAGCUUCUCACAAGAAAGAAACCAUAUGCUUUCAUGCACUCAGAAGGCGUAAGCCUUAUUGCACAGUUCAACUUGGUAUUAAGGCAAGAUAAACUAUGUGAGAUAUUAGAUCUUCAAAUCAUCUCAGAGUGUCUGGAGGGUGCAAAAGAGGUCGCAGCACUGGCAUCGACAUGCCUAAACUUGAAGGGUGAAGAGAGGCCAACCAUGAGGCAAGCGCAGAUGACACUAGAAAGGUUGUUGCUGGCAAAUAAAAACAUUGAAGAAGGGUAUCCAGAUGAGCUAAAUUGCACAUUAGCUCAAAUCAGGAACAACAAUGACAACAAUAGCAGGCAGCACAGUGCUGAGCAGGAACUCGUACAAUCAGCAAGCUUUCCUCGAUGAUUUACUUGUCAUAAAAUUAUUCAUAUUUAUUUUGAUUACUAUGUUCCUAUGGAUUAGAGCUUAUUCUAGGAAGU
Messenger RNA from Triticum urartu, 1397 nucleotides. Lineage: Eukaryota; Viridiplantae; Streptophyta; Magnoliopsida; Poales; Poaceae. The record is from RefSeq and is a predicted model, not a curated record.